CAGGAUUUGAUUACUUGUGGCUCCAUCGGCCGGGGUGUUGACAGCUGCAAUUAACUUAACCUAAAAAUUGCCUUACUUUCGGAAAAUAUGUUUAAAAAAUUCGAUGAAAAGGAAAGCAUUUCCGGUGUUUUGCAGUUGAAAUCUUCGGUUCAGAAAGGGAUCCGGUCGAAACUUGUGGAUUGUUACCCCCAUUUGGAAGGUUUUAUCGACAAUAUUUUACCGAAGAAAGAUGCACUGCGUAUAGUAAAAUGCCAUGACCAUGUAGAAAUUAUUGUGAAUUCAGCGGGAGAGCUGCUCUUUUUCAGGCAUAGGGAAGGUCAGUGGAUGCCGACAUUGAGACUACUUCACAAAUAUCCGUUUUUCCUGCCAAUGCUGCAAGUCGACAAGGGGGCUAUUAGGUUUGUAUUAAGCGGUGCGAAUAUAAUGUGCCCGGGACUGACGUCACCUGGAGCAAAAAUGACUGAAGUCCCGAAAGACACAGUCGUGGCCAUUAUGGCAGAAGGUAAACAACAUGCUUUGGCUAUUGGUAAAACAACAUUAUCCACCGAGGACAUAACGAAAAUUAAUAAAGGAAUAGGAGUCGAAAACUGCCACUAUUUAAAUGAUGGUUUAUGGCAAAUGAAACCUGUAAAGUAACGUUUUGUAUUUAUUGCCUAACAAUAAACAAUUUUUAUAAAUAAA
Messenger RNA from Tribolium madens (black flour beetle), 681 nucleotides. It is a transcript of the gene MCTS1, whose product is annotated as malignant T-cell-amplified sequence 1 homolog. Gene Ontology annotation, molecular function: RNA binding. The record is from RefSeq and is a predicted model, not a curated record. Gene Ontology annotation, biological process: formation of translation preinitiation complex. The transcript has 6 exons. Bases 88 to 636 code for a protein of 182 amino acids. NCBI's taxonomy places the organism in Eukaryota, Metazoa, Arthropoda, Insecta, Coleoptera, Tenebrionidae.